ACUGCUUAAGUGUUUUAUUCAUCCGCGAUUUCUGUGAAUUUCUCUAAUUUGUAAAUCAGGUGUGAUGAACCAUCAAUCUCACGAUACUUCGUGGAAUCAGCAAUUCAACAUUCCGAAGCGCUUUGAAGUUCCAUACAUGAACUCGAGAUAUGGAAUUGAGCGAGAAGAAUUGCAUCCACAAUAUCGAACAUCAAACUCGGAUUACGGAUGGCACGUUCCUCCUCCGCACGAUCCUCAAAGAUACUUCCCUCUGAAGCAGACCUUCACUUCGCAACUGUCCAAGAGCGGAAUGUACAGGAACUACUCAUUGAAUACGCAACUUGACGGCAGUUACAUCCAAUGAAGACUU
Messenger RNA from Phlebotomus argentipes, 349 nucleotides. RefSeq lists its product as uncharacterized. Lineage: Eukaryota; Metazoa; Arthropoda; Insecta; Diptera; Psychodidae. Gene Ontology annotation, biological process: axoneme assembly. The transcript has 3 exons. Bases 65 to 343 code for a protein of 92 amino acids. Gene Ontology annotation, cellular component: axonemal microtubule. The record is from RefSeq and is a predicted model, not a curated record.